Molecule: messenger RNA, 4487 nt
Organism: Pteronotus mesoamericanus
Lineage: Eukaryota; Metazoa; Chordata; Mammalia; Chiroptera; Mormoopidae
Gene: SSPN
Product: sarcospan
Exons: 3
Coding region: 30-761 (243 amino acids)
Cellular component (GO): dystrophin-associated glycoprotein complex; sarcolemma
Source: RefSeq, a predicted model, not a curated record
CAGUACACGCACCCACCCACGCAGCCGCCAUGGGCAAGGACAAACAGCCCCGCGGCCAGCGGAGGCAGGGGGGGCCGCCGGCCACGGACGCCACCGGGCCCGACGACAUGGGGCCGAAGAAGGGCAAGGGGGCCCCCAAGGAGUGCGGGGAGGAGGAAGCCCGGACUUGCUGCGGUUGCCGGUUCCCGCUGCUGCUCGCCCUGCUGCAGCUGGCCUUGGGCAUCGCUGUGACCGUGGUGGGCUUUCUCAUGGCGAGCAUCAGCUCCUCCCUGCUAGUCAGAGACACUCCAUUUUGGGCUGGGAUCAUUGUCUGCUUAGUGGCCUAUCUCGGUUUGUUUAUGCUUUGUGUCUCAUAUCAAGUUGACGAAAAGACAUGUAUCCAGUUUGCUAUGAAACUGUUGUACUUUUUGCUGAGCGCCCUCGGCUUGAUGGUCUGUGUCCUGGCCGCAGCGUUCGCUGCCCAUCACUAUUCACAGCUCGCCCAGGUCACCUGUGGAACCGCACCCAACUCCUGCCACUGCAAGCUGCCCUCCUCGGAGCCCCUCAGCAGGACCUUUGUGUACCGGGAUGUGACUGACUGUACCAGCAUCACUGGCACUUUCAAACUCUUCUUACUCACCCAGAUGAUUCUUAAUUUGGUCUGUGGCCUUGUGUGCUUGUUGGCCUGCUUUGUGAUGUGGAAACACAGGUACCAGGUCUUUUAUGUGGGUGACAGGAUGUACUCCCUAACAGCGUCUGAAGGCCAGCAGCAGAAGGUCUAACAUUCUCCCUCAAAGGUGGGAGAGAAAACAGCACACUGACUAGCUGAGGUUAAAAAAAUAAAAAAUAAAAAAAAGGAAGGGAGGACAAGAAAAGAGAAAAGGAAGAAAGAAAAAACUAACAAUAACUAAUAGUCAAUGUACUAAAUGAAUAUUUUUAUAUUUUUCAGGACAUGAAAGAACAUUUCUUCACAUUUCUAUUGUAUUUUGUACAAAUUCUUAUGAGAAAAGUAAGAUCCAGAUGGACUUCGGGCUAUGGAAAGGACCCGAAAUAGGGAAUGAAUAGCAUAGAUUUAUCUUUACAGUCUGAAGUUUAUUCCUAAUAUUCAUUUUAUCCGUUACUUUUAUAAUCUUUCCUGUUAGUCUAGUUUGCUGGUGUGAAUGAGCAUUUCAGGCCCACUUGCUAAAUUUUGUAGAGGCUUUUCCAGGCCCUCCUCCCUCCCACCAGGACAGCCUCACCAAGUCUUGGAAAAGUCAGGGAGUAGCAACAGCGCUCAACAACCAGGCUGACUCUCUCUUUUCCCUGGUGGAGAUGUCUUCAAGCCAUGAAACAAGUUAAAAGAGCAGAAUAGAAAAGGAAGAGACUUUGUGAAAGAGUAAAUAAUUAUGAGCACCUGGGCUGGGGCAGCGGCCUCUCCUCCUCAGCUCCCUUGGCUGGAAGCUCUGGAAGCGGAUCCCUUACUAAACGCUUCGGGUGAUUGUCUGCGUCUCAAUAAUUGAAAGUUGGUAAUAGCGGUAUUCUUAAUGAUGUAGACGGUUUAAAAUAAUUACAUUAUGCUUCUGUUCUAUCAUCUAAAACAAAUCAUUAAAACCAAUUUCUAGCUAAUUGUUAAUUAUAAUUAUGCUCAGAAGUCUACUUAAUGAGCCCUGGUUGUACUUAUGUAGCACAGUCAGUAUUAGGAGACAUGACUCUCACAAGAGAAGAGGCUUAAAUAUUGUUUCUUCUGAAAGCCAAGCUUUACAAGGGAGAAAAAACAUUUUUUUAUUAAUAGCUCAGGUUAAAAAUACUCAUUUAAAUGAAAAACAAAGAGCAUUUGUAACAGGAAUGUUUAUACAAAUAGCACAUUUGUGAUAUGUUGUAAAGUAUUCUCUUGGCAGCUAAAUACUUUGGAGAAAGAUUAGGUGAUGCCAAUGUGUUUCAUUCAUGAAACUGUUUUCGAUAUGCAAUCCUACUAUUGAUUUGUAUGCAAAGUCAACCUAGAGACUAAAACGAAUGUUUUGAGGUUCUUGUUUGAGCACAUGCACAUUGACUUGGGUAGUUUUUGUUUUGUUUUGUUUUUAAGUAACUGACAUAAAAAAGCACAAGUUCCCUCUGGUGGGGCUCUUCUCUCUUACUGCUAUUAUUGAAUUUGGAACAAUAUCAAUGUUUUAAAGAAGGAGCUCAGAAUGCAAAUUCGUGCAGCAUAAAUGUUGUCAAAGCUUUCUCUUAGUACGCUCUGCUGAAAGCAGAAAUUCAAGAUAAUUGAGUUUAAUUUACCUUUCCACAUUGCUUAUAUAUUUUACUAAUCAUGAAAUUCUAUCCUAAAAAACAUUUUCUUGUUUGCCUUAGAAGAUAGAUGAAAUAUUCCACUGAUUGUGAUAAUAGUGUUGAUUCCUACACAAUGUAAAUACCCAAAUAAAAAGAAAAAUGUUAAAUGAGUUAGUUGGAGGAUUGUAAGCAUCUUUUAUAUCCUCCAGAUAGAACACCUGAUUAACAGAUGUUAAAACCUUUUUAUGUAUGACUUGCCUUUUAAAAAUGGCCUUCUGACCAGUAGCUCAAGCCAGGAAGGCACAUUGGAGAGCUUCGAGGAAAAAACCCUGGAGCAGAUGUUUGAUCACACACAAAAAUUACACCGACAGAAUGCCACGCAUCCUGAUGAUGGCCUGAAAAAUACUUGGUGCUCUGUUAAAAAAAAUUCUCAAUAAUUGAUUCCAUUUUUAUUUUGACAGUUUUCUAUGUAAAGAAGAAAAGGACCGAGAAUCUGAAAUGUUGUAGGCUGUUCUUUAAAGAGUGAAAAACUAGUAUUUAAAUGCUAAUUACUAUGAAUCCAGCACCACCAGAAGCACACCCUGAAUACCUUUAACAACAUUUUAUAGCAAAAAUUACAGAUUUUUUUAUUUAAAAAUUAGAACUCUACACAACACUAAGGUGCUGUAUGCUUUACAAGUGAUUCACAGGGUAUUUCAAAUAGUAGACUACUUUAGCUAAUGGGCUUCCCCUUUCUAAAUAAUGCAACCAGUAAGAACUGAUAUGGCAGCAAGCUUGAUAAUAAUCAGGAGGGAAAAAAUAUAUAUAUAUGUAUAUAUAAAAUGGAGAUUUUACUAUUGUGUAAUCCAAUCAUUGUUAAAUCCCCAAAGAAAGGAAAAAAUGUAAAAAGAGCCAAAAAAAAAAAAAAAAAGAGAGAGAGAGAAAGAAAAAGAAAAAGAAAGAAAGAAGCUAAGAGAAGAUUCCUGUUCUGUGAACUCACUGUGUAUUGAUAUGUGUAAAAACUGUGUCGCAUGAAUAACAAACUGCUUUGGGCUUGAUUUGAAGUAUUUUGAGUUUAUGUUUUGCAAAUAUUGAAGAUACCAUAACUGCAACAGAAAAGGAACAGAUACACAGCUUUACACUUAGCAAAAUGCUACAUUUAAAAUCUGACAAGAAGCCAAGAUGGUGACUGUCUCCUCUAAACCAUAAGACAGUAAGAUUCGUGCAAUCCUCCUCUUCUCCCACCUCCUUCAGGAGAAUUAAAUGAAUCAAGAGUUUGGAAAGAGGGGGAACAGCCUGGACUUGGCAGUACUUGAAAUAGGAGGAAUACAGCAGCCUGAAUGUACAGACUUUGUAACUGAGCCCACGCAUUCGGCCUGUGCCUUCACGUGACCACCAUCUGUGCCUCCCUGGCUCCAUCCAAAUUUGUGUAGGCAGCUCCUGGGAGCCAUGCCUAAAAAUAUAGCUACACCAGGCCCUAGAAACUGUAGUCAACUAACAGGCCUAGCUUUGCUCCUUCUUUGGAUUAAAACUCUAUACAACCUCUCUUGAGGGGUUUCCAGCUCACACAUCAAUGUGCUGCUCUGACAGCGAGAACCCAUUAUAUGUGUGUUCUCUAUUCAUGUCCAGAGCAAUAGAAUCUUUUAUUAUUCCUGUACUUCCCCUCUUGUAUGUAGCAUAUCUUGAAUAUGUUUAUAGAUUUUUAGUAAAGGGAAGGGGAGAAGGUAAACAAAGAAAAUUCUGAGGGACAGCAGUGAACAGUAUUUAAAGAUAAUCAGAAAGGAACUUAAAAGUAAUCCUGAAAAGCCAAUCACAUCCUAUCCUCAAGUACACCUUGACACUUUGUAGGAAUUAUCUCUGGACUAUUGCUGUGUAGGCAUAAAUUUCUAUGAAUCAUGUUGACUCUCAGUUCUCACUACACUCAAAUAACUCUAUCAUGUUUUUAGAUGGACACCGUAUAUUCAGGAUAAUGUUUAAAAGAGCUGAUGUGCAAGUACAUGGACUCACAGUGGAAAUGUUCAUUUGGAUGAAGGCUCUGGUUCAGCCUGUGAAAUGAAUACAUUGACUUGUUUCUUCUGAUUUUCUAGUACUUUAUUAUCUCAGAUGAUUAUCCCCUUCAAAAACAUUGGUAUGUACUUUGGUGUUGCGGUUUCACUUUCCUGGCACUGAUGAAGCAGUGAACAGAAAACACAGUGUUUCCUAUAUGUUUGAGGUGGUUGUUUUUAUAGGCAAUGUGUAUCAUGCUGAUUUUCUUUGUUAAUAAAAUUUUCAUAGCCUUUCAA